UGAUUGAACGCUUUCGAUUGGGGUGUAGUAACACUCCAAGCCAGCGGGGGGAUGUAAUGAGUCAUCUUGCCGACGAGCACUCACUAACCUCACUUGUCCCAAGAACAGGAAAGAUGGCGACUGACAACAGCUCGGAAAGCAAAGGAGAGAAUGCGGCUCUGCUGGAGAAGGACUCAGUCGAGGACGAGCGUGAGGAAUGUGACACAGUUGCAAAAGUAAAGGAAUCAAAAUUAACACUUUACCACUGGACGCAAUCGUUUAAUUCCCAGAAGGUGCGUCUGGCCAUAGCAGAGAAAGGUUUGCGUUGCGUUGAGUACGACGUGAGCUUACCGCUCAGCGAGCACAAUGAGCCGUGGUUCAUGCGUCUCAAUCCCACUGGGGAGGUGCCGGUCCUGGUCCACGAUGACAAUGUCAUCUGUGACCCCACACAGAUCAUGGACUACCUGGAGCAGAACUUCAGUGAUGAGGGCACCCCCAGGCUGAUACCUGAAGAGGGAAGCACGUACUACCACAGAGUGCAGCACUACAGAGAGCUGCUGGACUCACUACAGAUGGACGCUUACACCCACGGCUGCAUCCUCCACCCUGAGAUCACCGUGGAUUCACACAUACCGGCUUACGCCGCCACGAGCAUUCGCACGCAGAUUUUAAACACGGAGUCGGAGCUGAAGAAACUGGCAGAGGAGAACCCGGAGCUGAAAGACGCUUAUGUGGCUAAACAGAGGCGCUUAAAGUCCAAGUUGUUUGACCACGACAACAUGAAGUACCUGAAGAAGCUUCUGGAUGAACUGGAGAGCGUGAUGGACCAGGUGGAGACGGAGCUGCAGAGGCGGGUGGAAGAAACGCCAGAAGAAAACAGCCAGUCGUGGCUGUGCGGCGAGUUCUUCAGCAUGGCCGACGUCUCCUUGGCCGUCACCCUGCACCGCCUCAAGUUCAUCGGCCUGUCCCGACGCUACUGGGGCAACGGCAGCCGCGCCAACCUGGAGGGCUACUACGAGCGCGUGCUGGAUCGGCCGGCCUUCAGGAGAGUCUUGGGCCACGUCAACAACAUCCUGAUUUCCGCUGUGCUUCCCGUGGCGUUUCGCGUGGCCCGGAAGAACGCCCCGGUCAUUGCCGGCACCACCUUGCUGAUCGGCCUGUUGGGCGGAGCCACGUACCUGGCCUUUCUCUACAUGAAAAGGAGGUUGACUCUGUCCAGUUGGGGAGGCUGGAGCUGAAUUCAUGGGGCAGCACACAUUCCGCACAUUUAAAAAAGUCUAAUCAGUACUGUGCAAAAGGCCACCCGCCGCUUGCUUGUCAUUUUGUACAUAGAAGUAAGUUCUAUAAGACGACAGUCAUCCUUCGUUUAUCACGGUUAAUUGGUUCCAGACCCGACCGGAAUAAGUGAAUUUCCGCAAAAGUAGGAUUCCUUACUUAUUAGAGCACAGAAAAGCUGUUGACGACCUUCUAAAUACAGUUUUUAGCAUUGUUAGCGCCCCCUAGACAUGAAAUAAGUCAUCUUUACACUCGUAUUACCCAAUUUAGUAGGCAUAAUAAGAGAAAAUAAGACAUAAGACUCAUGUUCAUGUGUGCUGCUGUAAAUGUGUUGCGGUGCUUGGGGAGCUGAGUGGGGGGCGGACUGGAAGCGGUGUCAGGGCUUCAAAGUUGAGUUUUAGCUCGGCUGCAACAGUAGCGGGUUUAGGCCGGGAUUAUUGCUCCUGUUGUGAAAUCAUUCAAACUUGCAAUAAACGCCUGUUGUUCCGGCGAUCAAGGGUGGUGCUGGUGUGUUUCACCCAACAUUCCAGUAACGUUACUGACACCUAGUGGCCAGUGCACAGUAGUACAUAUCGUCACGUCUUUUAGUGAGUCUUCUGAAUGUCUUAUGUUUGUUGUAUUGUAGUUCAUUUAGCCAUUUUCAUGCUUGAAAAUGCAUAAUUUAGGCAAAAAAUACAUAAAAUUUGCUCAAGUAUGCAUCUUUUUUGACUAAUAAUAGGCCGUACUCUGCCACAAAACAGUAUGAUUUAUGAAUAUAUUUUUUUAAAAACCAUGACAGAGUGAGGCCACGAAAUUCAAAGCACGAUGUGGCAAGGAAUGACUGUACAUUUAGCAGGAUUCCACAAAAAAUGCAAUUCUCGUAGCACGGUGGCGGAUUGGCUCAGGAAGAGCCGACGUUGCAGAAAUGUAGAAUUAUGAGUUAACAUAAAAUCUGGGGAACAAUUAUAAUGGUCGGUCCACUGUGCUCCACGAACCAGGAAGUAGCCUGCUCGCUGAAAAAAAAAAAGAAAAACAGAUGGACAAAGACAAAUGCCACGCUCCACAGGCUUGUGCAGCACUACAGCAUUAACAUACCCGACUUUUGCACAGUACUUUAAGCAGUUCUCAUGUAACUCAAGCAAAGCAUUAUUUGUAAAGCAACAAGUGCUGUAAAAAUGCUCAAGUCAGCUGAAGGGGAAAAAAGCAUGUUCCAAAUGUAUGCAGCUUCUCGUUUUCAUUACGUUUGAAUGUAUUCCUGGUUCAAAUUCAAGCUGAACAUUGUUUAAACAAGCCACAAAAAUGCAUCUGAAUUCAUCAUCUCUCCUUCUGCUUCUCGUCGUGCUCUGCCAAAUCACGUAAGUCUCCUCCAGCAUCUGUCUUCCAAACACUCCCCUGCCAACCCAGUGGAACUGAGAAUGCAUAUUUGAAUAAGCUGUAUAUACUGUAUAUUACCAAGAUCCUUUUCAACAUCACCCAGGGGAGAAAAAUAAGCACCAACACAUUCCCAGGGUCUGGAUGCAAGUCAACAUCUGCGGUCAUGUGUUUACCGCAGGCCGACGCUGACAUUGAACAUAUGCGAGGACGACUCACGUGAGCUGC
Molecule: messenger RNA, 2832 nt
Organism: Dunckerocampus dactyliophorus (ringed pipefish)
Lineage: Eukaryota; Metazoa; Chordata; Actinopteri; Syngnathiformes; Syngnathidae
Gene: gdap1
Product: ganglioside induced differentiation associated protein 1
Exons: 6
Coding region: 57-1217 (386 amino acids)
Biological process (GO): mitochondrial fission; mitochondrial fusion
Cellular component (GO): mitochondrial outer membrane
Source: RefSeq, a predicted model, not a curated record